CGUAAUAGUGCCCACUAAGCUGAGGAUAUCUCCAGCUCGUCGCACUUAUAAAAUUUGAAGGUACUUAUGGGCCUCGGGAUUAGAUGGUUCCUUUAUAAAGAUACCGGUCUCUGCUCUUUCUCGUUACACGUUACGAUUUCCACGCGUCUGAGCCCAUGGCAACCGAUGAAUCGUCCCGCCCUGACCCGGCCUCGUCGUGCUUUCUGGAAUAUUUUCUUUGGUGAUCGCGGUUCAUCCUAGAGUAUAAAACAGGUCUUUCCAAACCCUACAUGAGUAUCAGAUUCCCUUCCUCUCUUUGAUUCUUCGUUCUUUUUACGUUCUGUGGAAAUGUUCAAGUACGCUCUCUUUCAAGCCCUGGUGUCGGCCGCCGUGCUUGUAUCGGCUGUGCCGAUUGCCAAGCCCGGCGCAAAGAGGGCGCCUCGCCCUGCAAAGCGCGCCAGUUGCACUGUUGACUCUGUCGACGCUGCUUCGUCAAUUUCGGAUUGUUCUUCGGUCACUAUCUCUGCUUUCACCGUCGCAAGCGGAGAUACUUUGGUGCUUUCGCCAGCUGAUGGAGCUACUGUCACGAUGGCCGGAGACAUUACUUUUGCACAGACCUCUACCGAUGGCCCUCUGUUCACUAUUGACGGUUCUGACAUUACUUUCAAUGGCGCCGGAUACAAAUUUGACGGAAACGGUGCUGACUACUGGGAUGGCGAAGGCACUAACGGGGGUGUUGACAAACCCCAUCCUCUUCUGAAGUUUAAGGGCUCCGGCACGUACUCUGACUUCACAGUCCUGAACACUCCCGCGCAAGCUAUCUCAAUCGGUAACAGCGAUGGUCUAACUUUUGACAGCAUUACCGUUGACAACAGUGCUGGAGAUACGGAUGACUUGGGACACAAUACUGAUGGUUUCGACGUCUCUGCUGAUGACGUGACUAUCCAAAAUUCGGUCGUCAAAAACCAGGACGACUGCAUCGCUAUCAACGAUGGCAGCAAUAUCCAAUUCUUGAACAACCAGUGUUCUGGCGGUCACGGCAUUUCUAUCGGUUCCAUCGCAAGCGACGACUCUGUGUCCGGCAUAACAAUCUCUGGAAACACUGUCACUGACUCUAUGUAUGGAUUCCGUAUUAAAGUCCAAGCUUCAGCAACAAGCGCCUCUGUCUCUAAUAUUACUUACUCUGGUAACACAGUCAGUGGAAUUGACGAGUACGGCGUCUUGAUUACCCAAUCUUACCCUGACGAUGAUGGUACACCGGGAACUGGAGGUCCUAUCUCGGAUGUGAGCUUUACAGGGGAUGCCACUACCAUAACCGUUGGCGACGAUGCAGAACGACUCACUGUCGACUGUGGUGCCUGCUCAGGUACAUGGGACUUCUCUGCACUAACCAUCACCGGCGGCUCAGAGGGUACAGUCGAUAGCGAUAGUGCCACCAUUUCAGGUGGCUCGUACUGAUUUGAAAUGCUGGGAGACAAAAGCAAUCAUCUACCCCAAUGAUUGUAAAACUCUACUAUCAAAUUAUCCAGUUUAUGAUGCAGUGCGUCUUGUGAGCUUCUAUUUCUGGCCCCUUGAGUCUUCAAUUAUUUUGUUUAUCUCGGUGAAGCCAAAGUUAACGGCGUUCUUGAGUAGAUAGAGGUGUAGCAAACAAGGUAUAUCUCUCUUGACUAGAGAUACUACUGGGUUAUCUUCUAAGCUGGGUUACAAGCAACGUUUCAAUGAUGUCACUUUCCAUAGUACAAUAAUUUACCGUCCAUGAAG
This is a messenger RNA of Guyanagaster necrorhizus, 1740 nucleotides long. Its product is annotated as glycoside hydrolase family 28 protein. The transcript has 17 exons. NCBI's taxonomy places the organism in Eukaryota, Fungi, Basidiomycota, Agaricomycetes, Agaricales, Physalacriaceae. The coding region runs from base 328 to 1437 and encodes 369 amino acids. Gene Ontology annotation, molecular function: polygalacturonase activity. Gene Ontology annotation, cellular component: extracellular region. Gene Ontology annotation, biological process: pectin catabolic process. The record is from RefSeq and is a predicted model, not a curated record.